UAAUUCACUGGUCGUUGGAGUUUAAUAAGUUAGUUGAGAAAUAAGAAAUCUUAUACAAGUUGAAAUGGGAAUCUGCAUAUCCUCUGCAUCUUCAGAGAUACACCAGGCAGAAGAUGGCCUUGAAAAUGUUAUAUACUUGGAAGAAAAUAUUGCUUUUAACAAGCUUUGUUCCCUUUAUUCAAGAGAAGGAAGCAAAGGGUUAAAUCAAGAUUCUGCUAUUCUUCAUCAGGGUUAUGGAGUGGAAGAUGGAGCUUUUUGUGGAGUUUUUGAUGGGCAUGGAAAAAAUGGUCACAUAGUGAGCAAGAUUGUGAGGAAUAGCUUGCCUACUCUGUUACUUGGCCAAAAAAAUGCCUUGGAGAAGAUGAAGAGAGUUGCAGAUGGCAACAAUGAAGAAGUUGAAGAUGUUUCAUUGCCAAGCAAGAAUUUUUAUACAUGGAAAGAGGCUUGUGUUAAUGCCUUCAAGGUGAUGGACAAGGAGAUCAAGCUUCAAGAGAAUUUAGAUUGCUCUUGCAGUGGAACCACAGCAGUAGUUGUUCUGAAACAGGGAGAAGAUCUUGUUAUAGCUAAUCUUGGAGACUCAAGGGCAGUGUUGGGUACAAUCAGUGAGAAUGAAAUCAUGCCUGUUCAAUUAACCACAGAUUUGAAGCCUACUGUGCCAAGUGAAGCUGAGAGAAUAAGGAAGUGUAAUGGUAGAGUGCUUGCCCUGAAAGAAGAGCCACACAUCCAGAGAGUGUGGUUACCGCAUGAAGACACUCCAGGCCUAGCCAUGUCUCGAGCUUUCGGAGAUUUUCUACUCAAAAACCAUGGAGUAAUUGCAUUGCCUGAGAUCUCUCAUCGCCGAUUAGCAUCUAAUGACCAAUUCAUCAUUCUAGCAACAGAUGGGGUGUGGGAUGUGCUUAGUAACAGCCAAGUAGCGUCCAUUGUGUGGGCGGCAGAUAGCGAACAAGCAGCGGCGAAGGCAGUGGUGGAGGCGGCUGUAGCCACUUGGAAGAAGAAGUUCCCAUGUUCAAAGGUGGAUGAUUGUACUGCAGUUUGCCUCUUCCUGAAUAAGAGGCACCGGCAGGAUGCAGCUGACUCCGGCCUUAGUUAUAGUUCCAGUUGAACGUUGUCAUUUCUCUUUGGUGCAGCUUAUAUUGAAAAUGCUGUUGUCUAAUUAAGAUUUGAGAUAUAUGAUGUGUAGCUACAUAUUAAUACAGAAAAAGAAAUACAUAAACAGUUCAUUUCACUA
This is a messenger RNA of Manihot esculenta (cassava), 1228 nucleotides long. RefSeq names its product probable protein phosphatase 2C 72. Gene Ontology annotation, molecular function: protein serine/threonine phosphatase activity. The coding region runs from base 65 to 1102 and encodes 345 amino acids. NCBI's taxonomy places the organism in Eukaryota, Viridiplantae, Streptophyta, Magnoliopsida, Malpighiales, Euphorbiaceae. Gene Ontology annotation, biological process: protein dephosphorylation. The transcript is spliced from 5 exons. The record is from RefSeq and is a predicted model, not a curated record.